This is a messenger RNA of Mercurialis annua (annual mercury), 1235 nucleotides long. RefSeq names its product glutathione S-transferase DHAR3, chloroplastic. Gene Ontology annotation, biological process: protein glutathionylation; cellular oxidant detoxification; ascorbate glutathione cycle. The transcript has 6 exons. Lineage: Eukaryota; Viridiplantae; Streptophyta; Magnoliopsida; Malpighiales; Euphorbiaceae. The coding region runs from base 111 to 920 and encodes 269 amino acids. The record is from RefSeq and is a predicted model, not a curated record. Gene Ontology annotation, molecular function: glutathione dehydrogenase (ascorbate) activity.
AGAGAAGAGACCAGUCCCGAAAGCAACUGCACCGGCGCAAAUAUCUGACCACAAUCCAAUCCAAACCAAACCAAACCCAAUCUCUACUCUAUCUCAGUUCACCACUAACAAUGUCGACGGCAACAAUCCAACCAUCAGCUGCAUUUUCAUCUGCAAUCGCCAAACAUCACCUGCCUCUCGGUUUCCGUUUCAACAAUGUCGUUCGAAUGCCUCAAAACAGCGCCGUUUUCAGAAGACGCAGCCAACGAAUUUCAAAGAUUGCAAUGUCUGCUGCCGUUUCUGAACCGCUUGAAAUUUGUGUCAAAGCUUCCGUCACUGUCCCUAAUAGACUCGGCGAUUGCCCAUUUUGCCAGAGAGUGUUGUUGACUUUGGAGGAAAAGAAUGUCCCUUAUGACAUGAAAUUUAUUGAAUUCGCUAACAAGCCAGAAUGGUUCUUGAAAAUAACCCCGGAAGGUAAAGUUCCUGUAAUUAAAUUUGAAGAGAAAUGGGUUCCGGACUCGGAUGUUAUUACGCAGGCACUAGAAGAGAAGUUUCCUGAACCCCCACUGGCAAUCCCACCCGAAAAGGCUUCAGUUGGCUCAAAGAUCUUCUCCACAUUUGUUGCUUUUCUAAAAAGCAAAGAUGCCAGUGAUGGAACAGAGCAGGCAUUACUCAGUGAACUAGAUGCUUUCAAUGACUAUAUCAAAGAAAAUGGCCCUCUUAUCAAUGGAGAAAAAGUCUCUGCAGCUGAUUUGGCUCUUGGACCUAAGCUGUACCAUCUGGAGAUCGCUUUGGGGUAUUUUAAGAAAUGGUCGGUUCCGGAGUCGCUCCCCUACGUCAAAUCCUACAUGAAGGCAAUAUUCUCUCUGGAGUCCUUCGUGAAUACACGCGGUCUCCCUGAAGAUGUCAUUGCGGGUUGGCGCCCGAAAGUGAUUGGUUAGUGUUUUUCAACUGCUGCUAUUCUCUCUUGAGGAAUGAAAACCUGUAGUUGAGGAUAGAUGAACUUGGCUAGGGUCAAUUCUACAUUUUUUUUUCCGGGACAUAUAUGAAGCUCUUCCAUGCUGUCCCGUGGAAUUUAUCAGCAAGUUCAAAACAAAAUGAGAAAUUUUCAAGCAGUAGUCAUGAAUCUUGUGUAUGUAAAUGAAGGAUCUAUAGAACUCGAUCAUCUUUAGACAUUUUUGUAUUUGUGUUUCUAAAGAUGCUUGCUGUAGAAUCUGUGGUUUCUCUAUAUUAAUCUGACUGAUCGUUGUUGCUUA